This is a messenger RNA of Rhinichthys klamathensis goyatoka, 1074 nucleotides long. RefSeq names its product mitotic arrest deficient 2 like 2 (gene mad2l2). Gene Ontology annotation, cellular component: zeta DNA polymerase complex. The record is from RefSeq and is a predicted model, not a curated record. NCBI's taxonomy places the organism in Eukaryota, Metazoa, Chordata, Actinopteri, Cypriniformes, Leuciscidae. Bases 93 to 725 code for a protein of 210 amino acids. The transcript is spliced from 8 exons.
GAUAUUCUGAAGCAACCAUAUGCAUGAUCGCUGACAUGUGAGACUAUCAUCAGUUAAUUAAAGGUUGUUGCAUCUAUUUUGGCGAUUUCACUAUGGCAACUCUGACAAGGCAGGACCUUAAUUUUGGCCAAGUUGUUGCUGACAUUCUGUGUGAGUUUUUGGAAGUGGCCAUUCACCUCAUCCUCUAUGUCAGAGAAGUGUAUCCGUCUGGCAUCUUUCAGAAAAGGAAGAAAUAUAACGUUCCUGUGCAGAUGUCAUGCCAUCCUGAUUUAAAUCAGUACAUUCAAGACACGCUCCAUUGUGUCAAGCCAUUGAUAGAGAAGAAUGAGGCUGAGAAGGUUGUAGUGGUGAUCAUGGAUAAAGAGCAUCAUCCAGUGGAGAGAUUUGUGUUUGAGAUCUCACAGCCUCCACUGCUGUCCAUCAGCUCAGAGACUCUGCUGUCCCAUGUGGAGCAGCUUCUGAGAGCUGUGAUUCUAAAAAUCAGUGUGUGUGACGCUGUUCUAGACACCAAUCCUCCAGGAUGUACAUUCACAGUGCUGGUACACACCAGGGAAGCUGCCACAAGAAACAUGGAAAAAGUUCAGGUCAUCAAGGAUUUUCCAUGGAUUGUAGCAGAUGAGCAGGAAGUUCACAUGGAAGAGGCUAAACUCAUUCCUCUAAAAACGAUGACUUCCGAUAUUCUCAAGAUGCAACUAUAUGUAGAAGAAAAAACACAGAAAACUUGAUGCACUGCAAGUGGAGUACAUGAAUUAUUCUGUUAGUUUCUGUUUCUACAGGAAGUGGUUUUAAGUAUUUGUAUUUCUCAGAAACUUAAAGGAAAUGUAUUGAGCUGGGCUUUACUUCUUUUUAAGUAAGUAGAAUUAAUGUUUAUCAGUAUGUCUGUAUCUUUUGCCUGUUUCAUUUUUAUCACUUUUUGCUCAAGAUUUGUCAUUGUGCUGAAAUUGUUGCUGACAUUUGUGGCUACUCUCCAGUUUUUAAAGCUAUAGGGAAGUAUGAGACUUGAAAACAGUUUUGAAACUGCGCAGCGCAACAUCUACAUUUUGUUAAGUGAGAGGAAUAAAUGCAUACAAAUGA